AUGUCGGAGGGGCCGUCCGAUCUGUCCAAUUCGCAUUUAGAGCCCCCCAAGAAGACCACUGAAAUGCAAGAUUCAGGAGCUGGUGACCAUAUCUCCGAAAGCGAAGACGAACACUUCUCGGAUGCUAGCGAAGGCAACGCAGAACCCCAGGCGCUCCCACAAUCUGGGCGCACUUCCCCUGUCCCACGAACGCGAGUCGAGAAGGUCGACAGCGACGCUCAACUCGGCGAGGUACCCGGCACAGCGGCAUUCGAAACGAGAGGACAAGAUGCCGUGCCCGACGAAGUUGAAGUGAUUCCAGAGGGUACACACAGCCAGAACGAUUCGGCCGCGGGGUCGGAGGACCAACCUCUUGAGUCCGAAGGUUCACCGAUCCCGCGGACAAUGGUUGAGAAGGUUGAUCCAGAUGAACCUAGCUACGGCGAAGUACCGGGCACCUUGGCAAACGAAAAGCGCCUCGCCGAUGCCGUUCCUGACAUGGUUACAAAAGCUUCGGACUCGGAGGGUAGUCCGACACCACCAGCUCUAGACCCUACAUCCCCGAAGGUUGAUGUUUCUGAACAAAUUAUCCCGGAGACACGACUCGAACGUGUUGAUACCAUACCUACCGAUGAAGAAUCGUCGCCACACCCACAGGCUCAUCAGAGCGCACCAAGCGACACAUUACCGGAUACGGUAGAAACGGUUCCAGAUGUUUCAUUGUCUGAUGACCCUCAGCUUCCAGUCCAGAGUCUCUCUUUGGGAGAGGAUGCGAAAGAAUAUGAUGAAUACGACGAGCAAGAAGACGAGCAAGAAAUGGGGGAUGACUUUGACGAAUUUGUAGAAGAGCAGGAAGACAUGGGAGACGAUGACUUUGGAGAUUUUGACGACGGUUUUCAAGAGCCCAGCGCAGAGGAUGUUGAGGAGCCUCCAGCAGACACGACCACAGCAUCUCAACAGCAUCAAACACUCCCAUCAGUCCCUCCUAUCAUUGAUUUCAACACCUUCAAAUCAACCUCUGAACUCCUCAACUCUCUCCAAGACACCUUAAACACCCUCUUCCCCUCAUACGACAACCUCAGCUCCCUGCCUCCAGUCGAGCCAAUCCCAGAUUCGGCCGCAAUCUUCAGCACGGAGCGCUCUCUCUCCCUAUGGUCCCAACUCGUGGCACCACCACCCCUCCAACCCCAAAAUUGGGUCAAAUCCCGCAUCCGCCGUCUAUUCCUCGUAUCACUAGGCGUCCCCGUCGAUCUUGAUGAGAUCCUCCCCGCCUCAAAACAGAAAAAGCUCGUCCUCCCCUCCAUCGACCUAGAAGGUUCCGGCGCCAAAAGCCCCCGCUCAACCAGCCAAGCCCGCAAAGAUGAUACCCCAACAGACCCCGAAAAGGCGCCGCCACCACGCCAAAAGACGUCUCGGCGUACCGAUCCAUCCCCACCGGGCAUGGACCUCUCGGCGGUCCGUCGACUGUGCGCUACUACUGAUGCUGCGCUGAAUGGUCUCACGGACGCGGAAUUGAAGUUGCAUGUUGGGGAACUGGAACAGGUUACUCAGCGCGCUAGCACGGUGCUUGAACACUGGCUCAAAAGGCGGGAUGGCCUGGUUGGUGAGAAAGAGGCUUUCGAGGGCGUUAUCGAGAACCUUGUUAGCCAUGUUCGGAGAGUCAGGAAAUAG
Molecule: messenger RNA, 1650 nt
Organism: Penicillium olsonii
Lineage: Eukaryota; Fungi; Ascomycota; Eurotiomycetes; Eurotiales; Aspergillaceae
Source: the annotation of a GenBank genome assembly